This is a messenger RNA of Python bivittatus (Burmese python), 2595 nucleotides long. Its product is annotated as F-box/LRR-repeat protein 8. Gene Ontology annotation, molecular function: protein binding. The record is from RefSeq and is a predicted model, not a curated record. Lineage: Eukaryota; Metazoa; Chordata; Lepidosauria; Squamata; Pythonidae.
UGACUGCUCGUCCGGGCAGCCAAAUCGGAAGGCUCGGCGCCGUCUUGGUCUUUUCGGUAGUAGGAAAUGGGCGCCUUCAAGAAAGUGUUGACUCCUGGCGUCGUACGGAGAAUUCAGACAAAUUCUCUGGGGCUCUGCUUUUAGGGUGAGCUGCCCAGAAGAAGACCACUUAGAAGCUUCAACUGGUCCAGAAUGGAGUGCGCUGGGCAGGGAUGGGCGUGCUUCGGUCUGCCCACGCAACACCCCUUCUCUCCAAGCUGUACUGGUUGCCAGUUUGCUUCCAGCAAAGAAGAGACUGAGUUUGCCCUCAAAGGAUGCCGGGGGCAGCUGCAGACACGUGGAAUUACAUCCCCGAGGAAAUUCUCUCGCACAUCUUUUACUACUUGCCUCUGCGAGACAGACACGUGGUUUUCUGGGUCUGCAGGAGGUGGGCCGCAGCGGUUUCUGCCAGCUCUGUCUGGAGCUUCACAGAAGUCAGGUGUGUUGCAGAGGAUGAGGAAGCCACACUGCGGAGUUUGCACCAGUUCCUCCACCACAUUAAACACCUCAAGGUGGUGUUUGAUCAGUCUGAGGAGGUGAUCCGGAAGAAUGUCUCCCAGAUUCUGGACCUACUGGCCAAACAGAAUCACAAGCUGCAGGCCCUGUGCAUUGAAUGCGAGGGAGAAAACCCUUAUUUCUACUCUGGCCAAGACAUCUUGCAGAGCAUCCGGGGGAUCUGCCUGAGCCAGAAUAAAAUCAACCUUCAGCAUAUAGAUUUCCGGAAAAUGCCCUUUACUCUGGACGAUGGGAUCGUUCAGCUUGUGGCCUCCAGUAGUCCGAAUCUGCACACCUUGUACCUUAACAACCGCACCUUAGUUUGCAAUGUCACCCCUGAGACCAUCAUUGAGCUUCUGAAGGCUUGCCCCAAAUUGUCUACCCUGGGGGUCUAUUAUGCCAGCCUCUCAGAGGAUGUGUUUAAGGAACUGGUGAGGCUCAAUAGGAGAGUUUUCAAGUGCCUGGAUAUUUUCUGCGAGCGUCUGGACAAAUACAUUCCUGUAAUCCCGGAGGAGCUUUGGGCUCUGGUGCGUGAGAAAUAUCCCCAGCUCCAUGUGCAACUUGAAUUUGACCACACUGUCCCAGCAUGGAAGAUACCUCGCAUCUUGAAGCCAAACAUCCCAGUGACAGAGUUGCAGCUUAAUACUUACACAUACAUUGUGAAUCAAAUUCGUUUUGUCACCAGCAGCUACAGCAGCACUUUGGAGAGGCUGGUCCUUCGCACCACCUCAUCUGAUGAACUCAAUGACUCGCUCAUGGAUUUGGCCCGAAAAUGUGUGCACCUGAAAGAGAUCCACUGUUUCUGUGUGGUUAGCCAUGCGGUGGUAGAUGCUUUCCUUUCAAGCUGCACCAAUUUGAAGAGUUACACUCUGAAGACCACCAAAGAACGCAGCCCUUGGCGACCAACAACCAUCCUGUGAUUUCACUUGAGGGUUUUACCUUCACAAGAAGAUGGAAGUCGGUAACUCAGCUCAGCUUCUUCUACUAGGUUCUUCCGUGGUUUGUUUAUCACGUGGUCCAAGGUGUGAUCCCAACUCGUUUCUCCAAAGUGAAACCAAAGUCAAGAAUGGACUUGCUGUUUCUUGAGAGCUCUAAGUCCUUGUGUGUGUGUGUGUGUGUGUGUGUGUGUGUGUGUGUGUGUGUGUGUUUUGUAUUGCUACUUAGGCCUGGGUCUGCAUGUUACACUAAGCUAUGGCUUGUUCAACCAUGGGUUAUUGGCUAAACCACAAUCUGCUGGACAUAACCAUAGUUUACAGGCUAUACUGCCUAGGUGUGCACAAUUGACAAAGCUAGGAUUGGCAGAUAUCACAGAACAUUGCCAGUAUGUGGAAUCUCCAGACCUUGCAAAUUAAGUAUAUAUUUUGGCAGCAAAAAUAUCUUCUCCCACAAGAUUUCAACAUUCCCACUUCAGGUUACAUGAGGUCUUGAGAUUGAGGCAACAAAAAUGUGAAGGGCUUUUAGAAUUAUUUUUAAAUGUCCACAUAAUGGUGAGGGCCGUCUGUGCCUUCACCCAAGAUGGUGAAAUGACACAAAGUAUCAGAAAAGUCAACAUCGAGGGAAGUCAGAUAUACAGGAGUCCAUUUGGAGAUCUUUAUGUGACACCCGAGCCCAACACGGUUUGUAUGGUUUUGGCUUAGUAUGUUUUGCAAACCCUAUGGCAGUUUCUAAGCCAUGUUUUAUGGCUUAGGGUAUUAUGCAAACCCAGCCCAUUUGGAUCAGGAAACCUUGGCAAUGCCAACUAGGGUUCAGUGCAAUAUAUGAACUCAGACUUACUGUCUUGUAUGAAUGCAAUCAUGGGGAGAAGGGCAGUUUAGUUGACACAAGAACAUGAUGUCUGCAGGAUAGGGUAAGGGAGGGCAUGCAGUGCCACACAUAUCAUGACAUCAUUGUGCAAAUGAUGUCAAUUAUGCAAUUUGCAUUAUUUGUGCAAUGAUGUCAUAAUACAUGUGAUGUCAUCACAGCUUUUCCUCGACACCUAUGGUUCCCGUUCAUCUUUUCUCUCUAGCACAGUGUUUCUCAACCUUGGCAACUUUAAGACCUGUGGACUUCAACUCCCAGAAU